GUGGUUUGGGCGUGUCGUUAUUUUUCGUUGGAUUGCAUUUUGCAAAACAAAUAUUCUGAUGGACAAUUUUGUGCGAUGCUCUACACAAUCUUUGGAAGUUCAGAAAGGUUUAUGAAGCCACGGGCGGAAGAAGGAAGUGGAGAUAGUUAGUUUGCUGCCGCUAAGAAAAAGACAGUAAACAGUCCAUAACUGGAUUAGUACGGUGAGUGUCCAGUACGGGGUGGACGAGCAGAAGACCGUGAGAUGUUUGGCAGGAAAAACAAGCGACCCGCAGCCCCGAAAGGGCAAGGCGCAGCUGCAGCCAAACAGAUGGGGUUGUUGCUUGAUUUUAAGCCAGAUGAUAUGAUGGACAUGGACCAGGAUCUGAAUGAUCCAGCUUUAGAAGCUGAAUAUGCUGCUAUUGUUGGGAAGAAACCAGCUGUACCUGCCAGGGGCAAAAAGGCCGGUAAAGCCCCUUUACCAAUGGAGGAUAUUGAAAAAAUGGCAGAGGCGUGCAUGAAAGACAUUGACGAUGAUGACGAUGAAAAUCUGGAAGAUGAUGAAGAUCUCCUGGCUGAGCUACAGGAAGUGGUUGAUGAGGAUGAAAUGGAAGACUCGGGUGCUGCAACCCCGACCUCUCAUGUAAGUGCAGACGUUCCUUCAGCAGAGCUGACACCAGUGAAGCAGGAAACUAAGAUCAUAUCGAUGCCAGGAAGCAUUGAACACACCUUAGAGGAGAGAAGCAACAUGUAUAGAACAGCUGUGAUGAAUGCCAAAGCCUCAGGAGAAUCUUCGAAAGCUCGGAGAUAUGAGAGAGGCCUUAAUACACUACAAACUAUGCUGGCAACUGUACACAAAGGUGGGAAGAUUGAUGAAACAGAGAUUCCCCCUGCAGUUGCAUGUGGAGCCCCCUCUGUUCCCAGUCAGCCACAUGCCUCACCUGCAGUAUCACCUGAUCAGCAUGAGUCUGACAGUGCUGUUGACAUGUCCCCUGUCUCUGUGGAGACUGCUCCUGUUGUCAUGGAUCCAGCACCGAACACAAGAGAGGAGUCCUCUGGUAUAGCCUCACCAGCUUCCCUGUCAUCUCCAGAUGAGGAACGUACAGGAAGUGCUGUAGAAACACUCUCAAACCCUCGAGUUGAACAGCCCACUAAAGAUAUUCUGCUGGAGAGACAGAGAGACUACAGGAUGGCAGCUCUUAAGGCCAAACAAGCAGGAGAUAUUGAGAAAGCCAAAAUGCACUUAAAUUCCAGUAAGGGAUUCGAUGCUGGACUUGAGGCUUUGGAGAAAGGCCAGUCGGUGGACAUGAGCUCCCUCCCGCCACCUCUGUCUCAAGCCUCCACAGUUACUCAGGCUGAACCUCAGGCAUUUGUUAAAGUCUCGUCUGCUGCUCCUGAAGGUCAAGCUGACAGUGUUUCUGGUCCAGCUCAGCCCAAGACUGUCCUUGAAGCUCUUGAACAGAGGAUGGCAAAGUAUAAAGAAGCCUUCACACAAUCUAAAGCCAGCGGAGAUGAUCGCAAGGCCCGCAUGCAUGACCGCAUUGCUAAGCAAUACCAGACUGCCAUCCGCGCUCAUAAAGCAGGUCGAACAGUCGAUUACGAUGAACUUCCAGUCCCACCAGGUUUUCCUCCAAUCCCAGGCCAGAAGGCUCCUUCACCUGAGCAGGGAUUGGCUGCUGUGCUGGAAACAGCCAAUAAACUGACAUCAAAUGCAGCUGAAGCUGGUGAUGAGGAUGAAGAUGGAGAGGGGGAGGAGAAGAUUAAGACUGCAAAAGUAGACAACCAAAUAAAACCCACACUUGCAGUACAGCUGACGAUACAGGAGCCAAAAAAGACCCCUUCCCCAGACAGGACGUCCAAAAGAGGGAGUCUGACUGACACUGCUCAGCAGCAGCUGGAAUUUCUGGAAGGCCGCAAAAAGCAGUACAUGAAGGCAGCACUGCAGUCAAAACAGAAGAAAGACCUGGAACAGGCCAAGACUCUCCUGCGCACAGCCAAGGGUCUGGAGCCUUUGAUAGAAGCAGCGAGGAGCGGCAAGACGGUAGACAUAAGCAAAGUCCCUUCACCGCCCGGAGAUGAAGAUGAGGACUUUAUCUUAGUCCAUCACUGUGAUGUUCAGAUAUCUGAGAAGGCUGAGCAGGUCUACACUCAGCUUACCAAACUACUCAAAGAGCAACACGAGUUUCGCUUACAGAAAUGCAUGACGUAUUCCAAACAAUUUACACACAUGGGGAAUGUUGCAGAGACAACCAAGUUUGAGAAGAUGGGAGAGCAAUGUAAGAAGAGCCUGGAGAUCCUUAAUCUGGCUCAGAAUAGGGGGCUCGAACCUCCUAAACAUCACUUUGAGGAGAGAACGUACAGCACCGUCAGGAUAUUUCCAGACCUCAGUAGUACAGACAUGGUUGUGAUGAUUGUAAGGGGAAUGAACCUUCCUGCUCCCUCUGGUGUUGCAUCCAAUGACUUAGACGCAUAUGUCAAGUUUGAAUUUCCUUACCCCAGUACAGAUCAACCUCAGAAACAUAAAACAUCAGUCAUCAAAAAUACCAACAACCCAGAGUUUAACCAAAGCUUCAAGAUGAACAUCAACCGUAACCACCGUGGCUUCAGGAGGGUGAUGCAGUCUAAAGGCCUGAAGCUGGAAGUGCUGCACAAAGGUGGCUUCCUGAGAAGUGACAAGCCUGUAGGAGCUGCCCACCUCAAACUGGAAAAAUUGGAAUCUGAAAGCGAAGUGAGGGAAAUCAUUGAGGUUAUGGAUGGACGGAAGGCCACUGGUGGGCGUUUGGAGGUGAAAGUGCGUCUCAGAGAGCCGCUGAGUGGGCAGGACCUCCAGACUAUAACAGAACGCUGGCUCAUGCUGGAAGAGCCACAGGUACUGCUGUAAUUGACACAGAUUUACAAAACAUCUCCACCAGGUCCUGAGGUCUCAACGGCUCUAUUAGAGUGGAUGAAUAUGGAAGUUUAUAGCGCUACGUUACUGCUGGCCUCGGGCGCUAAAAACAGAUAUUGCAGGGAUAUUUCACACACUCCCUGUGCUUUGAGCUGUUCACAGAGAGAGCAUCACUGACAGAGGCAGUUCGCUUUGUCCUUUUGCAGGGUGAAACGGGUUUGAUGUAACAGUUGGGGUGUCAUUAAAUAUAUGGUGGAUAUUAAGAUGAAGCUGGAGACACUUGUGCGAGAUUGAUAUUCCUCUUUGCCCUUUGAGAUGGAUUACCUGUUGAUUUUAUAAUAACGUUUAUCCCAGCUGUUACAUGAAUGCAUUGAACCAAUAAGAGCUAACCGUUGCUGCUCUGGGAUGCAAUUUUGCACUAAUGCCAAAGUAAUCACUGUUGCUGCAGUAAGAUAAAUGACUUCAUCUGUUCUCCCUCAUAUGAGGAACUUAUUGCUGCCGUGUCAUUACUACUAAUAUAUGAGUGCUAUGCAAAUUAGUCAUGCAAUUAGCUAUGCAAAAAGGGUUGCAUUUGAACUCCAAACAUUUUGUCAGACAACUUUAUGCAAUGUAAAUCGGCUGCUGGGUUUAAAGCAGGUUUUUUUGUGGAUCGGUCAUGCCAGAGUGCUGUUCAGUGUUUUUCUUUACAAUUAUCAUUAAAGCCAUAGAUCAGCGUUUACUAAUUGAACAAGAUAUGAAUUAUCCAUCAGAUGUUCUUAGUAAUAUAUUCUUCAUUGUCUGCUUACUGCACAUGUAAAUGAGUGGCUGGUAUCACCAGAAUUAAAAAAAUUAAGUAACAUUUUCCACAGUAAUUUAAGCUUUAAAAGCUUUUUCGGCACUUUGUUGGUAAGACUGCAAUUGGGGUGUUUAGUAGUUGUGAGGUCAGCCGGUGUAGUUGCCAAAGAAACUUAAAGGGAUAGUUCACCCAAAAAUGAAAAUUCAAUCCAAAUCUUUGACUUUCUUCUACAGCACACAAAAGAAGAUAUUUUGAAGAAUGUUGGUAACCAAACAACAGCGGUACCCAUUGACUUGUAUAUAUAGACACAAAACCAAUGCAAGUCAAUGGGUACUGCUGUUUCUCAGUUACCAAUAUUCUCCAAAAUAUUUUCUUUUGUGUUCUGUGGAAGAAAGAAAGUCAUACAGGUUUGAAAUGACAAGAGGGUGAGUAAAUGAUAUCAGAAUUUUUAUUUUUGAGUGAACCAUCACUUUAUGGUAGACCUUUUUGCGUCUUAGAGUUUUUGCAUUGUCUUCUGUGUGUGUAUGUGUAUAUAUAUAUAAAAAUAAAAUCUCCUACAUUAUUUAUAAAAGUUAAAAUCUAUUAGAUAACAUCCAGCUGUUCUUACAUUUGUAUUGCAAAUUCCCCUACAAGGUACUUUAGCCAUGUUCAGACAAUGUUUACAUUGCAAUCUCAUGUGCACAUAAAUUAUUAUUGGAAGAACUGAUUUCGCAUGCCGGAGUGACAACCUUAGAAAUAGUCUUAAUUAUUUAUUUAGCGGUUUUAAAAAUACCUCAUUUGGGUCUGUUGGAUUGAACUGACAUUUCAUUUUUAAGCCUUGACAAUGUGAAAUAUAGGUUAAUGAGUCUGAUUUCAUAUUCUGUACAGCUCUGUCCAUUCAUUUCAUUUACAAGUAUUGUCGCCUCUUGUGAAUUAUUUGGUUUUUAAUACAGAUCUGGCAUUUGAAGGGCCCAAUAUAAGAGUCACAGAUUGAGCUUUGUCCUGGCUUAAAUUACAGUGUCAGUGUUGAUUCUUCACUACAUUUGUUUCAUCAGUUAUACGGUUUAUUUUAAAAACAGGACUUUGUACUAUAUUCAUGUAUAUAUUAUAGUACAAUACUAUAUAUAUCAUGACAGUUUGGUUUUAUUGUUCUA
Molecule: messenger RNA, 4773 nt
Organism: Triplophysa rosa
Lineage: Eukaryota; Metazoa; Chordata; Actinopteri; Cypriniformes; Nemacheilidae
Gene: cc2d1b
Product: coiled-coil and C2 domain containing 1B
Exons: 27
Coding region: 244-2859 (871 amino acids)
Biological process (GO): regulation of transcription by RNA polymerase II
Cellular component (GO): nucleus
Molecular function (GO): DNA-binding transcription repressor activity, RNA polymerase II-specific; RNA polymerase II cis-regulatory region sequence-specific DNA binding
Source: RefSeq, a predicted model, not a curated record